Anisakis simplex (herring worm) is the source of this 420-nucleotide messenger RNA. NCBI's taxonomy places the organism in Eukaryota, Metazoa, Nematoda, Chromadorea, Rhabditida, Anisakidae. The record is from the annotation of a GenBank genome assembly.
AUGCCAGAAAAACAACCAAAGGAAUCAAAAAGCUUGUAUAAAGACAAGUUUUGUAAGCUUAUCGUUUUGAUCUUUCAGUUGGGCACUUCGCAAAUUCGUGUUCGAACGUAUUACUUUCCGACGUGUCAAGACAAAAUCAUCAGUUUGGACAAAAUCGUCAAGGUUUACUACAAGAAGCAGAACUUGAAAGAGGAUUGUUGUCGUGUUAAACAAUGGGGAAUGUCAUUGACUCCAGUUUGGUGGGCUUGUGAUAUGGCCAGAGGAGUGCAUCGUUCAUCAGCAAACGUUUAUAAUGUAGUGAUCGAUACGGGAUCGAUGAUCUGUAAAGGCUUCUCAGUAACGAACAUCAACACGUUUCUCAGCCAUCUAGAACCGCUGAUACCAAAGGACAAAUUCGUGCCUGACCAAAUACCGUCAUAA